AUGACAUUCGGCGAUAGAGAAGAACUGUUCAACUUUUACAAGGAUUACAGCAAACGAUUAGGAUUUGGGGUAAAGAAAAGAUCAAACAGAAAAGAUGAUGAGGGGGUUCUAAGAUGGACUACAUUUACAUGUACUAAGGCGGGUAAGACUGUGAGUAGAAGAAAAAAUGCGUUGAAACCUCAACCUAGUAGUAGAACAGAUUGCAAAGCUCAACUAUCAACAAGUUUAGACAUAGAUGGUCGAUGGAGAAUUAAUAGCAUAAAUCUUGUUCACAAUCAUACAAUUUUGAGCCCUAGCCAAUCUCGUUUUAUUUCUUGUCACCGGUAUAUAAGUGAUUCGGCGAAGAGAAGACUUGAAGUAAAUGACCAGGCAGGAAUCAAGGGAAGUAAAAGUUAUAAUUCUUUUGUGGUUGAAGAAGGCGGGCAUGAAAAUAUUUCAUUUUUAAAAAAAGGCGCCUUGAAUUAUAUUCAGAAAGCACGAAAUUUACAACUCGGGGAAGGUGAUGCUCUUGCAGUUCAAAAAUAUUUUACAAAGAUGCAAAGUUUGAACUCUGAUUUCUUCUACGGUAUGGACCUGGAUGAUGAGGGUCGCUUAAAGAAUAUGUUUUGGGCAGAUCCAAGGAGUAGAGAAGCAUACAAAGAAUUUGUAGAAGUUGUCACAUUUGACACUACUUAUCUGACAAACAAGUAUGCUAUGCCUUUUGCUCCUUUUGUUGGUGUAAACCAUCAUGGUGAAUCUAUUUUAUUUGGGUGUGGGCUGAUUUCGAGUGAAGACAAAGAUACAUUUGCUUGGUUAUUUGAAACAUGGCUUACAUGCAUGCAUGGAAAAGCUCCAGAAGGAAUCAUAACAUAUCAAGAUAAAGCUAUGCAAAACGGUAUACAGAUUGUGUUUCCAAAUACCAAGCACCGUUGGUGCCUUUGGCAUGUGAUGAAAAAGUUACCUGAAAAAUUUAGAAGCUACAAAAAGUAUGAGGCUAUUAGUCUCGAUAUGCUCGGUGUUGUUUACGAUUCACAAGAUCCUGAAGAAUUUGAACGAGACUGGUCUGUGUUCCUUGAAGAAUAUAACUUGCAUGAGAAUGAAUGGUUGACUACAUUAUAUGAUGAGAGACAUCUUUGGGUGCCAUGUUUCGUCAAAUCCCAUUUCUGGGCGGGGAUGUCAACCACUCAAAGAAGUGAAAGCAUUAACGCUUUCUUUAAGGAUUAUGUAACUUCCAAAACCACGUUGAAACAAUUUGUUUAUCAAUAUGAACAAGCAACAAAUGAAAAAGUGGAAAAAGAAAGUCAGUAUGAUUUUAAAUCGCACAAUUCAAUGCUAUCAAUUGUUACUACUUAUGAGUAUGAAGUACAAGUUCGAAAUCUAUAUACCACAUCAAAAUUCAAAGAGUUUCAAGAUGAACUGACAGGAAUGAUGUACUGUAUAUUCAUGAGUUCCCAAGAAAACGAUAAUCUCUCAACUUAUGGCAUACGAGAAGAUAUCGUAGUUGGGGAAGGAAAAAAGAGAAUGAUUUUUACUAUAUCAUAUAAGAAAGAUGAAUGUGUUGUACAAUGCAAUUGUUGUUUGUGUGAAUCCAGGGGAAUCCUUUGCAGACACGCGUUGGCUGUCCUUAUUCGAAAUGAUGUUGAUGAAUUUCCAGAAAAAUAUAUUUUAAGGAGAUGGAGGAAAGAUGUGUCUCGGAGCCAUACAAAGGUUAAAGUAAAUUUUAAUGCUUGUUCUGCAACUCCUGAACGAAAAAGGUAUGAUAAAAUGUGUUCAGCCUUUAUGAAAAUUGCAGAUCUUGCAUCCACGAGCGAAGAACGUUGUACUCAUGUUAUUGAGUGGAUGGAUACUAUGUCCACAAAAUUAAAUGAUCCUAAAAACAGCAAUGGUCUAGAUGUUCAAGUCGAUGUUCCUGUCAAAAAAACAAGAAAAAGAAACAACUCGAAUCAGUCCAAGACUACAGCUGGUACUCCAAAGAAACCUAGAAAAAGGAACUCUAGAGCUCAAUCGAGUAAUACUAUUCCAAAGAAAUCUAGAGAAAGGAACACUAAAGUGGAAUCGUGUAAGCAUACUCCAAAGAAGCCUGGAAAAAGAAGCAAACUAAAUCAGUAUGCUCAAGAUGAUGAGGUAACCACUGCUCAGGAUGUUGAGGUUUAUCAUCCCAUACAAUCAUUUCCUCCAGAAAUGGUAGAGGAGUCUCCCAUCAAUGAGAGCCUAGCAGUGUCCAUGGGAUCAAAUGGCGAAGGAAUUUCAACAGCCUAG
Messenger RNA from Papaver somniferum (opium poppy), 2238 nucleotides. RefSeq names its product protein FAR-RED IMPAIRED RESPONSE 1-like. NCBI's taxonomy places the organism in Eukaryota, Viridiplantae, Streptophyta, Magnoliopsida, Ranunculales, Papaveraceae. Gene Ontology annotation, molecular function: zinc ion binding. The coding region runs from base 1 to 2238 and encodes 745 amino acids. The record is from RefSeq and is a predicted model, not a curated record. The transcript has 3 exons. Gene Ontology annotation, biological process: regulation of DNA-templated transcription.